AUAACAACAAUAUAUGCCAACCUCUUCUAGGGCAAAGGUAAAAAAUGACUUCUUUCAAACUCUACUUGUUCUUCUCCUUCCUCUUCUUCUUUCUUCAACUAUCAAAAGGCUAUGAAAUAUGCCGAACCAGAUGCGGACCGGUGCCGAUUCGCUUCCCUUUUCAGAUUAUCAGUAGCCUACCUGAGAACCGCUGUGGCUAACCGGGCUUCACUGUCUUAUGCGAAAACGAAACCCAAAACAUCCUAACAUUUCCAUCCGGUGAAUUCAGAAUCGAAUCCAUCGACUAUUUGUGGCAACUUAUUAGCAUAAGUGAUCCAAGUAACUGCAGCGCCAAACGUCUUCUUCAGGGAUUUGAUUACUUGAACACUCCUUUUCAGCCACUUUACGCUCGAAACUUCACGUUUCUCAACUGCACAUCCGAUGCACUGAUUUUCCCAAGUACCGGAGUAUCACCAAUUCCUUGUCUUAGUAGUGAAAGUUAUUCCGUCGUGGCUUUACCGAAUGAUCGUUACAAUGGCUCCAAUAUAUUGAGUUGUUCGGAGAUAGCAACGUUUUUAUACCCGAGUUUGCGGGUUGAUGAUUCUUCUGACUCUCUUGGUGAUUUUAUCACCUUGACAUGGAAAAAACCAGAUUGCCAAUCGUGUGAAAGCGUUGCAGGGAUUUGCCAGUUCAAGGCUAUUAUGAGUUUGGAUAUGGGAUGCUUCGAUCCUUUUGAUCCUCGAUUUCUAUCAAAUACUAUAUACGCCGCCAUUUUUGUUGUGGCUUGUGUCUUGUGCAUCUUUGGGCUUAUAACUUGCAUCCAACGCAAGAUAGAGCGUCGUGGCCAAAGCCAACCCAACGCCGCUGACAUCUCCAACUCCACUUACACUCUACAAGGGGGAAAUGUUUUCGCAAAGGGACUCGACAAGCCUACGAUCGAAAUGUAUCCCACGACGUUGCUCGGUGAAAGCAUGCAAUUACCAAAACCCAGUGCCGACGUUUGUCCAAUAUGUCUAUUAGAGUACCAAGCCAACGAGAUUUUACGAACCAUACCUAGUUGCAUGCAUUACUUUCACGCCGAUUGCAUCGAUGAGUGGCUUAAACGAAAUGCAACUUGUCCUUUGUGUCGCAAUUAAAAUAUACUACAAAAAUAUGCUUUUUUUAGUCAGUAACAGAGACUGUUUUUGAAAGCCGCAAGCAUUGGAUUUUAGUAUGCUUUCUAGAGGAUAUCAAUGAGAAAAACGUCAGAGGUCAAGCCAAGCUGCAUUGUCUUGGAUUUUUCAUCUCAAUGUAUAUUUUAUUUGCAAUUAUUCUAUACCCAGGAUUACCAAUUAGAAUUUACCGUGCAUUAAGCGCUUUUCUUUCUGUUUUUGCUUUUUCUUAUUUUUUGGUUCCAUUUAAAUGCAUGGGUGGGUGACA
Molecule: messenger RNA, 1398 nt
Organism: Durio zibethinus
Lineage: Eukaryota; Viridiplantae; Streptophyta; Magnoliopsida; Malvales; Malvaceae
Product: putative RING-H2 finger protein ATL21B
Molecular function (GO): polysaccharide binding
Source: RefSeq, a predicted model, not a curated record